CUAUUUUACUUUCCAAACUGGAGACAGAAAAGAAAAAGAGAAUCGGAACAGAGAUAACUUUGCAUGGGAUUAUGAAGGAUCUAGUCAGUGAUUAUCUGCUACCAAUGGUACCUCUACAGGCUCAGUGCUUUCUUGUGAAGGGUGCAGUGAUCAGGCUCUGCUGAAACUGACUUUGAACUUGCAAAUCUCAAGUGCUGUUCGUGGCUGUGCUCUCCCCUGUUCAUCCAAAUGAUCCUCUUGUUACUUCUCAGAGUCCUAGCGUGCACCCUGGACUUUCAGCUACAUGGAGUGCAAGCUGAAUCCAAUCUAAGCAGCAAAUUUCAGUUUGGAAGUGCCAAGGAGCUAAAUGGAGUGCAGGAACACCAGCAUGAGAAGAUUAUUUCGGUUGCAUUUAAUGGAUCCAUUCACAGCCCCCGGUUUCCCCACACGUAUCCAAGAGAAACUGUGUUGGUAUGGAAAUUGGUUGCACUGGAGGAACAUGUACGGAUACAACUGACCUUUGAUGAAAAAUUUGGGCUAGAAGACCCAGAAGGUGAUAUAUGCAAGUAUGAUUUUGUAGAGAUUGAAGACCCCAGUGACGGCACAAUCUAUGGGCGAUGGUGCGGCUCUAAUACAGUGCCAGGCAAACAGAUUUCGAAAGGAAAUCAGAUCAGGAUACGAUUUGUAUCUGAUAAAUAUUUCGCUUCUGAACCAGGAUUCUGCAUUCAUUAUACCCUCCUCACCCCGCAACAAGCAGAACCGCUCAGCUCCUCAGUGCUCCCCCCAUCAGCAUUGCCACUAGAUGUUCUCAGUGCAACAGUCUCCCAUUUUGGAACUGUAGAAGAAGUAAUCAGAUACCUUGAACCAGAUCGGUGGCAUUUGGACAUAGAGGAAUUGUACAGACCAUCAUGGCAAUUACUUGGGAAAUCCUAUAUCCAUGGCAGAAAAUCCAGAGCAGGUGACCUGAGUAUUAUGAGAGAGGAAGUACGUCUGUACAGCUGCACACCACGAAACUUUUCAGUAUCUCUACGGGAAGAACUGAAGCGGACGGAUGCCAUAUUUUGGCCAAGUUGUCUCCUGGUUAAGCGAUGUGGUGGCAAUUGUGCUUGCUGCAAUUACAGCUGCAAUGAAUGCCAAUGCACACCAACUAAAGUCACUAAAAAGUACCAUGAGGUUCUACAGCUCAGGCAAAGGACUGGUUCAAAAUCCCUUCAGAAAUCUCUCACAGAUGUGGCUUUGGAACACCAUGAAGAGUGCACUUGUCUGUGCAAAGGAAACACAGAAGGAUAAUCAGAUGGAUAAAUUAAUCAAUAUUUAAAGCACAUAAAAUGUAUUGCUGUUUCCCCACGGGGAUAACUUAUUUUAACUCUGCAAACAUUGGUAGUCCAUUUACGGCUGCCUGUAUUGCAGAUGUACAGCAACUGGACAUGAUGAUGAAAGGAGACGCUGGAAAAAAAAAA
Nanorana parkeri is the source of this 1439-nucleotide messenger RNA. RefSeq names its product platelet derived growth factor C (gene PDGFC). The record is from RefSeq and is a predicted model, not a curated record. Gene Ontology annotation, molecular function: platelet-derived growth factor receptor binding; growth factor activity. Lineage: Eukaryota; Metazoa; Chordata; Amphibia; Anura; Dicroglossidae. Gene Ontology annotation, cellular component: membrane. The coding region runs from base 229 to 1269 and encodes 346 amino acids. The transcript is spliced from 6 exons. Gene Ontology annotation, biological process: positive regulation of ERK1 and ERK2 cascade; positive regulation of protein autophosphorylation; positive regulation of MAP kinase activity.